Molecule: messenger RNA, 2479 nt
Organism: Styela clava
Lineage: Eukaryota; Metazoa; Chordata; Ascidiacea; Stolidobranchia; Styelidae
Source: RefSeq, a predicted model, not a curated record
AUGGCCGUUCUUCUCUUUUUAUGGUUUCCAAAAGCUCUAUUGGUGAAUAAACAAGUUCACAAUGAAUUAGCAAUUCUAGAUGAGAAACUUAAUAAUGCAUUUGAACACUGCCUGGGACCACAAUAUAUCAAACAUUAUUUCGUUUUUGGUACUGCGAAGCUGGAACCACAACAAAUUGAGAAAAUCAAAGAAGAACAAAGGCAACACGAUGACCUACUCUUACUGGAAGGAUUUGCAGAAACGUAUGGGAUACGUACGGAAAAGUUGGCUCUCACGCUAAUUCAUGUCAGAAAUCAGUUUAGAUUUAAAUAUGUUUUUAAAGCGAAUGACUUCACGUUUGCCAGAAUUGAUAUUCUAUACGAAGAACUCAAAGAGCGACAUUUGAAGUUUCCAACUGAAAGACUUUAUUAUGGUUAUUUUUAUGGAAAUGAUAAAGUUAAAAAGAAAGGACCUCAGCAAGAAAAUGAUUGGCGACUGUGUGAUACCUAUAUUCCUUAUGCAUUGGGUGGAGUGUAUAUAAUCUCAUCAAAUAUUGUGGAUUACGUUGCUAAUAACUUUUAUCAGUUCAAGCGAUAUGUCAAUGAAGAUGUAUCGCUCGGAGCGUGGCUAGCUCCCCUUGCCGUUCACAGAAUCCACGAUAAAAGGUUCGAUACGGAAUACAAAUCACGGGGUUGCAGCAAUACUUAUAUUGUUAGCCAUAAACAAAGUAUUCAAGACAUGAAAAUAAAACAAAAAACACUUGGGACUCACGGCAAUUUAUGCAGGAAAGAAGUUUCCCUUUGGGGGUAUGAAUAUAACUGGGAUGCUCCAUCAUCUCAGUGCUGCGAAAGAACAGCAAACAUACCAUAAAUAUAUUUUUGUAAACUUGAGAAAUUUAUUUUUUAAUGAAACAAUAAUUUAUUUAUAUAUAAAAUGUCGUUUGUGUAUUAUACGCGUAAAUUGACAAAUAGCCGAAGUGGAGGUCAUUAUAAAUUUCUCAAUGAUUCUCGUCAGAUGCAAACGUGUCCCGAGCCAAACGUGCUAGUGUGCGACACGGCCUUUGAUUCACAUAAGAAAAUUGAUUUGAUAGUAAUUCUGAUACAAGAUCCAUGUAAUUUCAGCCUUUAGCUAUCUGUCUGUCCAUCCCAAUAAAACAGUAUUUCUUAACAAUUUAACGGACCCAUUUAAAACCCCUCAAGCAACGGACACAAAUCAAAACGAAUUGCAAUACAUGGUAUCGCGUUUAAAUGAAUGUAAUCAUUCUCAAAAAUAUAUUAUCAACCCAAUGAAUUGUUGAAAAAACAAACCAUCAAAAAAAGAUUUCAGUAAUUCAGAAUCUAAACUUGUUAGGAUACCAGGAUUUCAAAACCGAACCUUCUUUCAGCGAAAAGAAUGGGCAUUAUUCAGUGCAGACACAGGAUGAUUAGGACUGACAUGUAGGGUUUUGUUUAUUAUCAAUUCCAAUUCGUUCUGGCAGCUGCACACACGUACGUUGCUGGGAUAUAAUUUCAAAAAUGUAAGAAGAAAUCCUGGUUUGACUUUCCCUUCCAUCGCGUAACUUCAUCGCCGUGUUAGUACCUGUAUCAAAGUCAUAAGAUUUCAACAGAAAUGUUUAUUUGAGAUAUCAGGUAGACGCUUUGAGUAAAAAAAGGCAGAAAAACAAACAUAAAACAUAGCUCACGGACGAUUUGGACGAUGAGACACCCUGAGGCUAGGCUGUGCAAAUUGUGAAACCCCUCUACAACAAUGACGCCACAACUAAUCCGUUUAACGUCAUAAUAGGGAUUUCGAGUUUAUGUAUCAUGACACCACAAUGACAGUUUCAAAUUGCUUGGAUUACAAAACUUUAGCUUUAGACAAGGUACCGAUACAUAUAUACAUAUAAAUUAUCAUGACACUGAAAAAUCCGACAUCAUAAUAUUCGUUUUCAGUGAGAUCUGGCAUAGUAAAAAUUAUAUAUAUAUAUAUUAAUGCUUACAUUUUUUGUUGCUUAAAUGAAUUAGUAUAUAUAGCUAUAUAUUGAUAUUUUUUUCAUAAAAUAAAGACAUUAUUACGGUAAAAACUGUUCAGUUAAUUCAAAUCAGCAUACUGCGUUUUUAAGGCUAAAAGAAUAGAGAUUUUCGAAGUUGUACAAAUUCAUUUAUUCGGCCGUGUCUCAAUUUUUAAUCGUUAAUUUCACAUGGUAAAUAUUUGGAAUCGGUAACCUGAAUUUUAAACUGACAUUAUUCUGGAACAAGCCUUUACAACGAUUUAAAAUGAAUAAUAGUUCAAAAUUGUUUGUCAAGUCCUCGAGGUUUGAGGCCCGUAGGCUUUAGCCUACCAUACCUAAUUGUAUAUCCGGCCGUGCUUAGAAUCUCAUGAGUUAGUCCGACAGAAUCGGGCUUUAACAUUGUUUUUGGACAUAAAGUUUUUUUUAAUGUUUAGAUAUAAUGUCAAUGACAUAAAUAAUGAUACCCAGGUGAGUGUGGAGUAUAUAAUGUUGAGCAAUUUUUUUUAAAUG